Anolis carolinensis (green anole) is the source of this 791-nucleotide messenger RNA. RefSeq names its product protein SPMIP1. The transcript has 2 exons. The record is from RefSeq and is a predicted model, not a curated record. NCBI's taxonomy places the organism in Eukaryota, Metazoa, Chordata, Lepidosauria, Squamata, Anolidae. The coding region runs from base 77 to 637 and encodes 186 amino acids.
AGGCAGUGUUCACACACACAUAUACAGACGCACAGGCGACAGCCACUGCACGAACUCUAGUUAUUGCUCUGGGGCCAUGAGGGGGUUUCUAACCACACAGGAGCAGAAUGGAUGGAGGGAACUGGUUAACAAGGAAGCCUUCUGCAGAGUCGGCUGGAAAGCCAAAUAUGGGUCCAAAUACCCUCGACGGGUGCCCGACUAUAGGAUCUCUCAGAGGAAGUGCUUCUUGCCUGCUAUCUGCCCUCCAGGUGAUGGUGGGAACCUUUCUACCUGUGAAGAAAUACCUGUGCAAAAGAAGGAAGAAAGGAAGUUACCAGAAAGAGAAGAUGAUCCCCCUCUUCCAGAGCCUCUGCCCGAGAUGAGGGCCCCAACCCCGCAGACAGUGCAGUUGCUGUACCAGGGCUUCUCCCAUGAGGGCAAAGGCAGGCAACACUAUCUCAAAGAGAGGACGAGGAAGAGCCCCGAGGAAAAGUUCAGUUACCCCUUGUUAUCAUCAUGGGACUAUGGCUGGCGCUUAGGAGAUGCUGUUAAAGACAUCAGAACCCCAAUUUAUGGCAAAUCCAGAAUUGUAAAGGAUACUUUCUACAUCAAUAAUGGAAUUUUCCAUCAUCCUUCAAAAACUGACAAGCUCUCAUGAAUAUUAAUGCUGGUUGAAAUGUGGAUUUUUUUUGUACAAUUCUGCUUUCUGAUGGAUAUUUGUUGUGCUAUAUGUGAGCUCUUUGAGUUUGCCAUAGAUGUAAUCAUAUUUGGAAUAGACACAUAAAAAUAAAGAGGGUUAUUUGUAAUUUCAA